Hyphopichia burtonii NRRL Y-1933 is the source of this 756-nucleotide messenger RNA. RefSeq names its product metalloendopeptidase. The record is from RefSeq and is a predicted model, not a curated record. NCBI's taxonomy places the organism in Eukaryota, Fungi, Ascomycota, Pichiomycetes, Serinales, Debaryomycetaceae. The transcript has a single exon. The annotation marks the transcript as partial.
AUGGUAAGACCAGCGAGAUCUGAACGGCCCAAGAUAAGGGGUUCAAAUAAACCAGCUGCAAGAAAACCCCCAGUUUCUCGAAUAAGUCAGAUAGGACUGUUGAAGAAGUUUGAAGAUAAGGAGUAUGCCGAGUCAUUAUUGCACGAGGUGGCCAAAAUGGUGGCACCUAUUAUACAUGAGAACAAUUUUCGAGUUGGGGUUCUUUGUGAAAUGUAUCCUAAGAAUCCUAACUUAUUGGGGUUGAAUGUUAAUCGAGGGUCCAAGAUCUUGAUACGGCUUCGAUAUGCUUCUAACUCCAGGCUGUUUUAUCCUAUUGGAGAUAUAGUGGGGACGUUUCUCCAUGAAUUGACGCAUAAUAUAUACGGACCUCAUAACGAUAAAUUCUAUAAAUUUUUAGAUGGGUUAAGAAAACGGUUUGAGGAGAUACAGUAUAGUUCCGGCAGUCUAAUUGGGAACUAUGUAAUGGUGGAAGAAAAACUAGGAGGCAACAGAGGAAGAUUUUACAAGUCUAUUAAUGACCGUCGUUUGGAAAAACUAGGACAAGGAAAAUUCAAGGCCGAAGUUCGAAAACUAGGUACGUUGGCAGGAGGAACUACGAUUCAAAACGGGAACCGGGUGGUCAAACCACCCAAGUCCGCACAAGGAAUACGGGACUUGGUCCUACAAGCUGCAGAAAGAAGAAUGAAGGAUUCCAAAUGGUGUGGAGAGUCCACGCAAGAGCCAUCCAAUAGCGAAUUAGAUAUUGUUGAAAUAGAC